UUUUUUUAUAUUUUAGCAUCUUUGGAAAAAACAAAUUUAAAAGCAAAACAACAAUUUCAAACUCUUCAAAUGUGUGAAGAACAAUUUACUAAAAGAUGUGAAAAAUAUGAAUCUAUAAUUCAAGAUAAUCAGAAACAUAAAUUAAAAGUAAUGCAAGAAAAUGAAAAUCUUAAAAUCAGCAUAGAAGAAUUAAAAACUGCUUUAGCAAUAGCUGUUAAUGAUGGAAAGGGUUUACAGUUUAAAACAAAAAUUGAUGAAAUGUCUUUAGAAAUAAAUGAACUAAAAAAAGGAAAUGAAGAAAAACAAAAAGAACUGGAAAAAUUAAACUUAUUAAAUUUAGAAUUGGAACAAAAACAUACUGUAUUUCAAACGAACAUUGAAAAAUUAGAAAAAAUGGUACAACAUUUGGAAACUGAGAAGAAGGCAUUAAUAGUAAUGAAUGCUGAAUUAGAGAAGAAAGUAUCAAAAAUUGAGAGAGAGCAAUCAUCUCUCCAAUUGAAUACUGAAGAUUAUUCUUUAAUUCAAAAUAUUAGUGAAUCUAGUGAUUCACAGAAGAGUGCAGGAAGUGUUUCAAAUAGUGUUUCAAAUGAAUUAAUAACAUCUGAAAGUGGUAAACAAGUACCAUCUUUAAUGAUGCAUGAACAUCAAACUAAAGUUUCCCAAUUGAACCAACUCUUAGCUGAAAAACAAUUAGAAGUNUCAAAAUUACAACUUUCACUGGAACAGAAAGAAAAUGAAAUUACAAGCUUAAAACAAAUGUCGAUGCAGUCACUACCUCUUGAACAUCAACAAUUAUCACUGGCAAAUGAGUUGAAAGUUUCUGAAGAAAAAUUUCAAUUGGUUGCAAUAUCAGCCCAAAAAUAUAAAGAAAGAUGUGAUAGUUUACAACAUUGGCUGCAAGUAUAUCAAGAAAAACUAGAAAGUGUGAGACUUAAUGAUACAGCUGUGAUUGAACAGCUUCAGAUAGAAAUAACAACUCUUCGUCAUAUGCUUGCAGAAGAACAAGCUGCUAAACUGGAAGAUAAGAAAAAUUUAGAAGAAGCUAGACAACAAUUUGAACAUUUGUUGACUGAAUAUAAAAAAGAUGAACUAGAAGCUUGGAAACAGAUAGAAAGCCGUCGUCAUCAGGAAGAAUUGGAUAAAGUGACAGCAGUGGUGGUUGAUAAGAAUGAAGAAAUUUCAAAAUUGAAAGAAGAAAUUGAUACACUUAAAACCAAAAUUGAAAAUAUUCCUAUUUUAGAAGCUCAGGUAAAACAAUUUAUACAAAGCAUCAAAUUGAGAUGA
Messenger RNA from Centruroides sculpturatus (bark scorpion), 1284 nucleotides. Its product is annotated as interaptin-like. Lineage: Eukaryota; Metazoa; Arthropoda; Arachnida; Scorpiones; Buthidae. Gene Ontology annotation, biological process: regulation of canonical NF-kappaB signal transduction. Gene Ontology annotation, molecular function: K63-linked polyubiquitin modification-dependent protein binding. Bases 70 to 1284 code for a protein of 404 amino acids. The record is from RefSeq and is a predicted model, not a curated record. Gene Ontology annotation, cellular component: nucleus; cytoplasm. The transcript has 8 exons.